GGGUGACGGAACGCAAUACGAGCUAGCCAUUGGCAUUAUCUGAAAAAAAUGUCUAAAUUGGAGUUGUUGAGAGUGAUUUUUAACCAACGAUGUACAGGGCCUGCGGAGGAGAUAUUCAGAGCCGUUGCAAAAACGAUAUCAGAGUACCAGGACAACGUUUAUCUAUCGAAAGAAGACAACCGACGUCUACAGGGGCUGCUUGACAUCAUCCUGAAACCUGAGAUAAAGAUGUAUAGAGCCGAUUUUGAGCAGUUCAUUGUCUCUGAGGUGGAGUUUCCCCCUGAGCAGCAGCACUUUGAACAAGAGUGGAGCCCCGAUUUGGGGCAAGAUGACUGGAACCCCAUACAGAUUAACAAGAAGCAGGAGGAAUUCCGGAUCAUCCAGGAGGAGGAAGACUCUAUAUUCACUCCUGCCUGGGUGAAAAGUGACUAUGAUCAGUUCUCAACUCAGUCCUCACAAACCCAAAGUGAAGAAUACAAAGACAGACCAAAACCUAAGGAAGUGGAUUAUUCAAAGCCAACCAGUGGCUCUCGGCCCAAAUCGAGGAGGACACAGACAGAAAAGAGAAAAAGUUUUAUCAGCUCCGAGGGUAGAAAAUCAAUGGAUCUGAAAUCAGCAGUGCAAAGGAGGUGUCAGACAGCAGAUAAAUCAUUUUGCUGUAGUGAUUGUGGGGAGUGUUUCACUCAGAUGGGAAAACUGAAUUCUCAUAGGAUCAUGAUACACUCCAGAGGUAAUCAGUUUUGCUGUGAUGAAUGUGGCAAAUGUUUUGCUCAGUGGGGAUAUCUGGAUUCUCAUAUGAAGAUUCACACAAGGGUGAAUUGUGGCAAAGUAUUCACUCAGUCUGACCGCUUCGAACCCUCCUUGACCACUUUGAAGGAUCACACAGGAGAGAAAUUGUAUUGCUGUGGGGAAUGUGGCAAAUAUUUUUCUAAUGCUGGGUCCCUGAAUUAUCAUACGAGGUCGCACACAGAGGAGAAAUCGCAUCGCUGCCAUGAUUGUGGCAAAUGUUUUUUUGAAUUUAGGGAUCUGAAUAUUCACAUGAGGAUUCACACAGGGGAGAAACGUUUUUGCUGCCAGUUCUGUGGAAAAUGUUAUAAUCAGCACACUUCUCUAAGUUAUCACAUGAAGAAUCACACGGGAGACAUCUUGUAACUGUCAUUAUUGUGGCAAAUAUUUUCGUCAUAAAGGUCAUCUGACAACGGAUAUGAGGAUUCACACGAGGGAAAUCAGAUAAUCGUUGCUAUAGUAGCAGAUCUUUAAGCACUGGUGGUCACAAGUGCAUACGAGGAUAAUCAGAUGAGCAGUAAACUAUUUUGCUGUCAGGAUUGUUGUAAAUGGUUCACUUCUUCCAAUCUGAAUCGUCUGGGGAGACCGAGGGGAGGAACCACAUUAAUACCAUGACUAGCAAAUCUUUUCUGUAGAAAAUGCUUUAGUGCCAGAAGUGCGUUGACUAGUCAUCGGAGAACACACAGCUAAGAACAACCUUCAAAGCCUAAAAGGGUCACCUGAGGACAUUGCUUGAAUGACCUUUACUCUGGUAGUCCUGAAAACAAAUGUUAUUUUAUUGGUCACAUACACAUAUUUAGCAGAUGUUAUUGCGGGUGUAGCGAAAUGCUUGUUUUCCUAGCUCCAACAGUGCAAUAGUAUCUAACAGUUUUUAAAAAAUGCCCUGGGGGGUAAGAAACAAAGGAUCCAAUUUGGGAAAGUUGUAAUGCUGGGGAGUUACCGCCACUCUGAUAUCCAAAAGUACUUUCCGGCUGUAUGUAAUAACACAAAACGUUCUGGGCCAGUAAAUGUAAGAAAUAACAAAACAAACAAAAACAAAUACUGCAAAGUUACAUAGCUAGAGGCAAAGCUGCCAUGUCUGUCGGCAUCAUCUAUGCAUAACUAUUAAAAAGCCAUAAUCGAGACAUAUUCUGCUUAACCUGUCAUUUUCCAUUCUGCAUUGGCUGUAACUUUCAUUAAGUGUAAAGCUGUAUUUUUCUACUGAGAACAGAACUUGUAUGGUUAAUUGUGUAGCCCGCCUCUUCCAGAAACCAUUUUGUGUGUUUCAUUGUUCAGUAUCACCCAUCGUCUAUAAUGAUGCAUGUAUGUCUCAUUCAGAAUUAAUAUUCUUAUCACUCCGAAGAAUAAUUAGCCCUUGAGCCAUUUUAGCAGUUGUAUCUUGAAGAGGUUGCUGACUUUGUGCUGAGUGAUCUCCCAGUAGGCCUACUGUUUGCAACAUUAAAUACUUUUUCUGAAUGUGA
Messenger RNA from Oncorhynchus gorbuscha (pink salmon), 2246 nucleotides. RefSeq names its product zinc finger protein 184-like. The transcript is spliced from 2 exons. Bases 49 to 1152 code for a protein of 367 amino acids. The record is from RefSeq and is a predicted model, not a curated record. Lineage: Eukaryota; Metazoa; Chordata; Actinopteri; Salmoniformes; Salmonidae. Gene Ontology annotation, molecular function: DNA-binding transcription factor activity, RNA polymerase II-specific; RNA polymerase II cis-regulatory region sequence-specific DNA binding. Gene Ontology annotation, biological process: regulation of DNA-templated transcription.